Messenger RNA from Acanthopagrus latus (yellowfin seabream), 4600 nucleotides. It is a transcript of the gene frmd4ba, whose product is annotated as FERM domain containing 4Ba. Gene Ontology annotation, biological process: establishment of epithelial cell polarity. The record is from RefSeq and is a predicted model, not a curated record. The transcript is spliced from 26 exons. Lineage: Eukaryota; Metazoa; Chordata; Actinopteri; Spariformes; Sparidae. Gene Ontology annotation, cellular component: bicellular tight junction; cytoskeleton; adherens junction. Bases 218 to 3394 code for a protein of 1058 amino acids.
AGGUUAUUACGCCGAACAGGCGGCAGCUUGCCCUCCUGGACUUUUCAGCCCCGAUCUCCGAUGAACUGUGCAGGGAGCCAGCCUCCGCUCAACCCAGCAGAUCUCUUAUUGUGAAAGUGUCGGCUCGAGAGAGGCGGAGAGGUGGAUCUAUCUGAGUGACCGGUGCCGGCUGAGACAACAAAAGUGGGAGCGAUCAGAUCACAACAAAAGACAGAAGAUGACCGAGGGCCGUCUGUGUCAGGUUCACCUCCUGGACGGCAGGAAGCUGGAGCUGCUGGUUCAGCCCAAGCUGCUGUCCCGUGAGCUGCUAGAUUUGGUGGCCUCGCAUUUCAACCUGAAGGAGAAAGAAUACUUUGGACUGUGCUUCAUAGAUGACACUGGCCAGAAUAACUGGCUCCAGCUGGAUCGCAAAGUCCUUGAUCAUGACUUCUCCAAGACUUCAGGGCCUUUGGAACUUAAGUUCCUUGUGAGGUUUUAUAUCGAGAGGAUCACCUUCCUGAAAGAGAACACAACAGUGGAGCUGUUCUUUCUGAACGCUAAAUCUUUAGUGUUUAAUGAGACCAUCGAAGUGGAGAGUGGAAAUGUUUUCAAGUUAGCCGCAUUCGCAUUGCAGGAGGCCAAAGGAGAUUACACGAGUGUUGAGACUGCCAGAUCAGACCUGAAGCAGCUGCCAGUCUUGCCCACCAGAGCAUUAAGGGAGCACCCAUCUCUCCAUUUCUGUGAGGACAAAGUGAUUGAACAUUACAAGAAACUGAAAGGGCUGACUAGAGGACAGGCCAUCGUGCAGUAUCUGGCCCUGGUGGAGUCCCUGCCGACAUAUGGAGUCCAUUACUACCCAGUGAAGGACAAGCAAGAAAUACCGUGGUGGCUGGGAGUCAGCUACAAAGGCAUCGGCCAGUACGAUCUGCAGGAUAAACUGAAACCAAGAAAGAAUGAUUCUGGGAACGUUUCCUCUUCAAGGACUACUUGCAGACUUGUGAUCGUAGAGAUUCAGUUGUUUCAGUGGAAGCAGUUGGAGAAUUUAUAUUUCCGAGAGAAGAAAUUUGCAGUGGAAGUGAACGACCCACACAGAAGAACAGUGACCAAGCGAACUUUCGGACAAACUGGGCUGGUUAUUCACACAUGGUAUGCCAGCCACUCUCUGAUUAAAACCAUCUGGGUGAUGGCCAUCAGUCAACACCAGUUCUACCUGGACAGGAAGCAAAGCAAAUCAAAGAUGACAACGACCAGGAGUACAGGAGACAUCGCCAUGGACCUGACAGAGAUCUGUGCCCCCCGGAUCACCAAACUGUCCAGCAUCGAGAGCAAAGACCAGCUUAUCAUGGCCAGCAACGGAAGCCUCAUCUCAGCCAGUUCUUUGGACUCUGAAGUCACAGAGGAGCAGAAGAAAGAAAAGGCUGCUGAGCUGAAAAAGAAAGAAAAGGACCUUCAGGACACACUGACACAGAAACUGGAGGAACUGAAGAAGCUCUGUAUGAGAGAAGCUGAGAUUACAGGCCACCUGCCUAAAGACUAUCCCCUGGCCACAGGGGAGAAGGCUCCUCCAGUACGACGCCGUAUGGGGACAGCCUUCAAACUGGAUGACCUUUUCCCCUAUGACGAGGACCCACAUCUGAGGAAUCUGGAGAGCAGGUUCGCAUUGCAGCAGAAGAUCGUGGAAGCUGCCAUAAAAUUAUCCAACGAGGGUGACCUCUGCAAGACGGUGAAGAAAAAGAGGAGAAACAACUGUCUGGAUGCAAUGAGGAAGCUGGAGGAUAUUGAGAAGGAGAUCAAUGCAUACAGAAUCAAGAAGGGAAAGAAACCCACCCAGAGAGCCUCACUGAUCUUAGCAGAUGAUGUCAACCCUUCAGACCUCAGCUCUCUGUCUGACAGCCUCACUCUGGAUGAUGAUGACGAGCUCAUUUCCCAGAGGCAGCGGUCCAGGUCGGUUCAGUAUUCUCCGAGACCUCAUCAUGCAGAAACUCUGGACAUCCAUUACAGUAAAGACAGAAGGGCCUCUUCCAAUGACCAGCAAGCAGACAGCAGAUUAAAUUACGGUCAUGUCCAGGAAUCCCUCCACUGCAGUCACCGUGAUGCCUUAUCGAGCCACAGCAGCCCGUUCAAACCGUCUUCCAGACAGCCACGUGAUGCACGCAGCAUGCCCCCCACCCCCCUCCUUACCCGCAACGCCUACAGCAGCACCCAGCUCAGAUCAGAGGACGCUCCACAACAUUUCCGCCAGCGCAGCGGUAGUCUGGAGUCCCAGUCCCAGUUUGUGACAGAGAAUGAACUUUCAGUCCCAGCGUUCACCCUCUCCCCAGCCCGACGCAGCAACAGCACUGAGGUUCUCGAUGAUGGAUCCUCCUACACCAGCCAGUCUAGUGUGGAGUACAGCGUCCCUGGUAACCACACACACAGACGCAGGAUGCGCGGCCGCCACAGAAAAGACAUGUAUGCCAACACAGGCAGCAUGCCCAACCUGGCUCAGCCAGACACCCGCUGCUACGCCUACCAGCCCCGGGCCCGUCCAACCACGACAGCCUACUAUGUCACAGGCUACCCAAGCUACGUAGAGCCAGAGCCUUACUCCAAUGGAGUCUACAUGUAUGACAAUGAGAUGGAGGGACACUAUAAUGUUAAUCCUACCACGUCCUACCACCCAACACCAGCAGCGUAUCACAGCCAUGAUAUGCACAGUCACUACGGUAACGACGAGAUAGACGGCAUGUCUCAGAAUCCAUACGCCACGCUGCGGCCACCCAGGAACCGCCCAGUGCCUCGCAGCAACGAGCACAUCGGCAAGAACAUCCAGAAGGCUCUGGUGGCAGAACACUUGAGAGGCUGGUACCAACGCAACGCAGCACACAAACAGGCCGCGUACAACUACGACUACGACCGAGGCUCCCAGCAGAGCCUGGGCUAUCAGACCAUGCCUGCACCGUACGGCCACAACAAUAGAAACACCUCCUACUCUGCAGUGUCCACAGCGUCCUCCAGCUCAAACUGGCACAGCCACAUGAGCAGUAGUGGUAUGUCGGAAUAUGACAUGCCCAUGCAUGCGCCACAGACCUACUCUUACACGACAGCCCCCUACAGCCACCCCGCCCACAACAGAUAUGGCGCCUCCCAGCUUUUAAAGGGCUCCUGGCACAGCCCUGAUGGCCAGAGGCGCUGUGCCUUUUUCCCUGCUAGCUCUUCCUCCUCAGCUUCCUCCUCCACCUCCUCCCUGCCUUCCUCCUCCUUUCCCUCCUCCUCCUACUCCCCCGGCUGUCGGGUCAGGCAGGUGGCCUCCAGCCCUGCGCAGCCACAAUCCUCCAGAGGGCACAGGCUCAGUAAGGUGUCCUUUGUGAAAGAUGUCCCCCAGAGUUUGAGUGGCGGUGCUGUGAUAGGAUGGCAUGCCCUGCAGGGCCUUUAGAGAGGUGUGGUGCUGUUGCCUUUGCCACUGACCAGGAAAAUUAACCCCCUCCCCACAGUAAUUAAAGUCCCAGCACAGAAGAAAGGAUCCUACGUAGAUAUCAGCCAAAUGGACCCACACAUCGGUAACCAAAUGAACACUAACCGGGAGCCAGAUGACGAGAUUUACUGGCAAGACUCAAAACCGGGAACAAUAGUGUAGUUGCCUGUCUGUCAACGUGUUGUACUCAUUUUUCACCUUGACAAGUUGUCACUGUGCCUUAGACUGCACUUACCUGUUUUUUGUGUACAAGGGGAUCCAAAGAAUGAAGGAACUGAACCUCUGGAAUUAAGGGUGUAAAGAAAAGGAUGUCCUCUCAUUUUCCCUUAGUUUGAAUGCCAAACCGUUUUUCAAAUCAUAACAAAACCCCGCGGGAGCGUCAACAUGUCUGGAUUGUAAGUGUUUGUGGUGAUGGCACUUGUGCACUGAAUCUAUACCAGGACCUGCUGUGGACUGUGUGGUAUAGCCAAAGGGAACGUGGACUAAACUUCUCCGGUGUUUCUCUGUUGAGAGACUGAGGACUAUGACCGUCUCUAUAAGAGGACACUGAGCCGUAAUGAACACACACACAUACACACAAGUACGAGCACUGUAAGCAUGAAGGAUCAGACAAGGACUUUAUCAAAAUGAAGGAUUGAACUCAUUGAAAAUGAGUCAAAAAGAUGGCUACUUCCUGGAACAUUGUGCAGUCACCAGAUCCAGUUUUAUCACAGUGUUGCUUGUAGCUGCCAUAGAGCUUCCUUUACUCAUGUUUGUCAUCUACAAAGUAUUCCCUCUAUCUCAUUGUCAGUACUUACAAUACGAUUGAGCCAAAUGCUUCUGUCACACCAUUUGAGUAUUACCUAAAAGUAACCAACUUUGAUAUCACUGCCACAUCUGAUCAGUCGGUGCAGGAAGACAAAACAUCCAGUUUUGUUAUUUUAUUUUAACAUGGUUAUUUCAUCCAUGCUGGAAAUCAUGGACUGGUGCUCCCAAUUAAUUUCUCUCAAGAGAAUGAAGCUGUAUGUAAAUGUUGGUAUUGUAAAUACACUGGUUCUGUCUCUUUUUUUUAGAGCAUUUUUAUGUAUUUGAAAAGCAUGUAAUAUAUAGUAAACAACUGUUGUUAAGCUGGUUCUUAGUAAUUUGUAUAAUUGCAUUUGUUUGAAUUAAAAAAGCAUUUGAAUCAGC